Molecule: messenger RNA, 2665 nt
Organism: Gavialis gangeticus (Gharial)
Lineage: Eukaryota; Metazoa; Chordata; Crocodylia; Gavialidae
Gene: DGUOK
Product: deoxyguanosine kinase
Exons: 7
Biological process (GO): nucleobase-containing compound metabolic process
Cellular component (GO): mitochondrion; cytoplasm
Molecular function (GO): deoxyguanosine kinase activity; ATP binding
Source: RefSeq, a predicted model, not a curated record
CCGCGCCUCGCCAUCGAGGGCAACAUCGCGGUGGGGAAGUCCACGUUUGUCCGUCUGCUUGGCAAGGCAUUCCCUGAGUGGUGCGUGGGGACAGAGCCUGUGGCAAAAUGGCAGAAGGUCCAAGCCUUCAAACCCAACGAGGUCUCAUCAUCCCAGAGCUUUGGGAACCUGCUUCAGAUGAUCUACCAGGAGCCAGCCCGGUGGUCCUACACAUUCCAGACCUACUCCUUCAUGACCCGGCUAAAGGCACAGCUGGAGCCCCUGCCGGAGAAGCUGCUGAAGUCUCAGGACCCUGUGCAGAUCUUUGAGAGAUCAGUAUACAGUGAUAGGUACGUCUUUGCCAAGAACCAGUUUGAGAUUGGCUCUCUGGCUGAGAUCGAGUGGACCAUUUACCAGGACUGGCACACUUUCCUUGUGCAAGAGUUUGGGGACCGAAUUGCCCUGCAUGGCUUUCUCUACCUCCGAGCAUCUCCAGAGAAAUGUCUGGAAAGGCUUCGCCGAAGGGCAAGGGCUGAGGAGAAGGACAUCAAGCUGGAGUAUCUGGAGCAGCUUCACGCCCAGCACGAGAACUGGCUAGUCAACAAAAGCACAGAGGUCCACUUUGAAAACCUGAGGAAUGUUCCUGUGUUGGUGCUGGAUGUCAACCAGGACUUUGAGCACAACCUAUCAGUUCAAGAAGAGCUUAUGAGGAAGGUGAAGACUUUUAUAAAGAAGCUGUGAUCUGAAUUGUGGCCUCCCCGCUCCAGUCCUAGCUCUGGAUUUCAGCCAUCUGUGAUCCUGUGGACCAAACAGUGCUGCUUUCUGUCCAAGAGCAGUCAGCAAAUCUGUGUCGAAGGGGGAAAAACCCAUAGCUGGUGGGUUUGAAUGAGUGACAUCUGGAUUCUGGGGUUCUCUUCCAAACCAGCAUGACCUUGGCAGGGAGGGAGAAAAGUUUGUAUGAUUAGGAAUGAUUUCACAGUAACAAAACUCCCUGUGUGUGGGUACUGGGCAGGAAGAAAAGCUCUCAGAGAGUGAUUGCCUUUAGGAGCCUCCCAAUGGUUAUGAGCCUAGAAGAAUGAUCCUAGAAAUGAUGAAGAAUCCCUUUCCAUGUGAGUGAGUGUUUUCAAACUCACUUCCCUUCCGUUAUUAGAAGUUAUCCUUUGCACUGUGUCAUAUACUGUGUUUGCCCAGGGGUGAAGAUGGGUAUGAUAAAAUAUACAGCGUCCUGUGGACGUGCCUGGCUGUUGUUUUGUGCCUAGGCAGAGUUUACUGUUGCUUUUGCUAUUUCACGCUCAUUUUGAACGCAGGUACUUGGUAUGUGAAAGUCAGUGGAUCCCAUAAGAUCUUAUGGCUGGUUCAUCACAGCGGAAAUGGGAAGUCCAGGUGAGUGUUUAGGCAGCCUCUCAAGUUUGCAACCUAAUGCGCUUGCAGCCUCUUGGGCCUUGUGACCUCCAGCUCUGUUUGUGGUCAGCUGCAGUGCUCUGGCAUGCAUUACAUCAGCUGGUUCCAGUCAGAAAGACAAGGGGGGUGGCCUGCUCUAGAGAGCUUAAGAGUGCUUAACUCUGUGUCAGGGAUGACAUGAUGGUGAGAGCAGGAGCUGGGCUCUUUUCCAGCUGACUCACUGUGACUUCAUGCAGGUCACAUAACUUUUCCUGUGCUUACAGUGUCAUUUGAAAGGCAUUUACUCUCCAGAGUAGGUUUGACCUAUAUUAUACCUUGCCAACUUACAGUUCCCACUUACUUUGCCUCCUUGUUUUGGCUGGCAGGGCAGACUGGCUGCCCCCAACACAGCCCAUCCUCAGAGAGUUAACUUAGGAGAGCAGGAUCUGUAGAGGCUAAGAAAGAGAAAAUGUAGGACAUGAGGCUGGAUUUUGAAAGGAGUGGAAGGGAGCCAGGUGCCCACUUCUCUCUGAACCUCAGUGCAACUUGGUUGCCUCACCUGUCUUCCCUUUGGAAAUCCCACCCUAAAUGCACAACCCUUCCAGAGCCUUAAAAUUAGCUCAGUCUCUUUGCUGAAACCAGGUCAGUGUGGGUUGAUUAGGACAUGUAGUCGGGCCUUACAGGAACUUGGAGCCAGAACUUGCCAGUUAGUCCCCUCCAGUCCACAUGACAAAGAGAUGGAGCAGUGCGAGAAACAGGCAACUUAGAAAUGUCAGGGAGAAAAAUGGCUUUGUUCAGACAGCAGCCAGGAUCCCUCCCAAAUGCACAUGCAUGACCUGGUAACCGGUUGUCCUAGGGACAUUUGCCACAUGCUGGGAGAAAUCUUGGCUCCACUGACUUCAGGACACCUGAAUUUCCCUCCUGUGGAUGGAGCAGAGGGAGCUGUGCAUUGCCUGGCUGCUUUUAAGACUUGGAGCUACUUGUAAGUGGUGUUAGGUUGUGUUGCAGCAUUCAGCAGCUGCUAUGACUGAGGCGCAGAAGCAAGCUAAUGUGGAUAUGUGGGGUUUUUUAUACCUGUUAGUAGAGGCUGUAUUUGCUUCCAGGCUGCCUGCCUUUGUGUUCUUAGGAGGACAUGCAUGCACUGUUGGUAGAUGUUUUUAGGGUGCCUAUUUAAGAAAUAGCUGCUUUUUAAAAGAAUUUAAUUCACUGGUUAUUUUCUGAAGGAAAUUCUGUGCAUUGUAUGUAUGAAGUCAGGUUUGUAUGAAGUCAGGACAAACCCUUUUGAAUUAAAUGACUCUUUCCCUUC